AAAUUAGACAUAAUGUCAGUUGAAAUAGAUAUUAGUAAUGGAUUCUCUGCAAAUAUUAUUGAUGAAUUUAAAGAAGCCUUCACAUUUUUCGACAAAAAUCUAACUGGAACAAUAACUACUGAUAAAAUAGGUGAAGUCAUGCGAGCCUUGGGCCAGAAUCCCACCGAAAAAGAAUUGAAGGAUAUCAUACAGGAAGUAGAUGGAAAUAAUAAAGGUACCAUAAGUUUUGACGUAUUCAUAGAUAUGAUGAAAUGUAAAUUAUUCACCAAAGAUAUGGCGGAAGAAUUGCGUGAAUCGUUUCGUUUUUUCGACGAAAACAAUACAGGUCUUUUGGAUAUACAUCUUUUACAUACUGUGUUAACUACAGAAGGAGAUACAAUAGAAGAUUAUCAAUUCGAAGAUUUCCUGAAAGAUAAUGAAAUUACAGAUAACGAUGAAAUUAACUAUGAAAAUUUUGUUACCUUCAUUUUUUCCAAAUAAAAUAAAAUGUAUAACAAUUAAUCACAUAAA
Molecule: messenger RNA, 510 nt
Organism: Diorhabda carinulata
Lineage: Eukaryota; Metazoa; Arthropoda; Insecta; Coleoptera; Chrysomelidae
Product: neo-calmodulin-like
Exons: 2
Coding region: 13-480 (155 amino acids)
Cellular component (GO): myosin II complex
Molecular function (GO): calcium ion binding
Source: RefSeq, a predicted model, not a curated record